GCAAAGUACAAAAUUGAUACUUGUCAGAGAACACAUUCAUCACAGGUCGAGCUAAUAAAAAGGCAGACCAAGUUUCUUCCUUUGAAUAUGUAAAUAAUGACCUUUAUAUAUAUUUCAAAAUAACAUUCCUGCACCCAUGCUAUGAAUGUUACAUUCAAUGCCCUGCUUGUUCAUGCAAAAAGUGAUGAAAUUGUACAAUUCUAACAUAUUUUAUUAUCAAUUUUGUAACAUCACUGUGAUAAUACCAAAAGUUGUAACGAAUUAGAAUUUGCCCGAGUUGCAUUUGUAUGUCGAAGUUUAGAUUUAGAUUUAGACCUAUAUGUCAUUAUCCUCUUGAUUUUCACUUUUCUUAGCUUUCUUUCCCUUUCAUUUCCCAGUUUAUCCACUCACUCCUUUAUAUUCAACUCAACUGGCCUCUUCACUGUCACUGUAGAUUUAGAUACAUACAUGUACAAAUUGUCUUUUGUCACACCUCUCACUCUCGAUUCAGUCAUCACCCGAGGAACUUCCAUAACCAACAACCACUUUGAGACAGAGUAGAAUAGAGGGUUAGGUAUGUAAGGGUAGGUUUAGGGUCAGGGGUAGGGUAUGGGUUUGUGUUAGGGUUAGAUCUAGUUCUCUUCUUUAUUGUCUUUGUUUGUUCUUUAUUGUGCUCGUUACGAAGUCCGUCCCGAAUCAACAUCGAAUGAUUCUAAGUCAUUGUCAUCUCUGUCCUCAAGUUUAUUAAAGAAAAGUUCCCUGGUCUGAUGCCUAUGGGGUUAUUAGAUACCAGCUGAAACAUAGCUAGAACUAGAUUUGAGUGUGGCCAUCUUUCAUUUUUUGGUUCCACAAACAAGCCACACAAAAUAUUCCAACGAUUUCAACAUUCCACCCACUUACGUAGUUAUAGACACUAUAUUUCGUUGCAGUUGCAGAAAGUUUCUACUUUUGAGAUUUGUUUCAUCAAAACUUAAUAAAAUUAUGGAUCAAGCAUUUACGAACUAAAUAAAGUUGGUGCACAGCCGGUGCCGAUGUAUCGGUAAUGAGAGAAAAUGGUGCUGUCGCGCUGCCGCGGUAAUGGGCAAAGAAUGAAAUAAAGGAUUGAACAAGAGCUAAUCUGUGACUUGAGGCUUGCGUUGUCGAUCUGCUAAGUCUACCGGGGAACUGGUAGUAUGACCUGCUUGGACAUGCCCUGCACAACCUUGUUUGUUGACAAAACAAAGGAAAAAAAUAGACCUACCAAAUCAACAAGCAUCUCCAAAGAAAAGGAAAGGAAAGAUGGCUACUCCGGGCAGUCUUUCUGAACUGCUUAAAGAACAGGAAUGGAAACAAGCCCUGAAACCAGAAUUUUCUAAAGAUUAUUUCAAGAAUUUAGAAAUUUCUGUAAUGACGGAAUUUGACUCAGGCCCCGAUGUCCAAGUGUUUCCACCCAAAGAUCUCAUCUUCAAUGCUCUUGCUUUGACCCCAUUGAAAAAGGUGAAGGUUGUUCUUCUUGGACAAGAUCCUUAUCAUGAUGAUGGACAGGCAAUGGGCCUUGCGUUUUCCGUGCCCAAAGGUGUAAAGGUUCCACCCUCACUGAGGAAUAUUUACAAAGAAUUGUCAACAGAUAUCGCUGGAUUCAAAGACCCUGGACAUGGGUGUUUGGAGAAGUGGGCCAGGCAAGGUGUACUGUUGCUCAAUGCCACACUUACUGUUCAAGCUCAUGAGCCAAACUCACACAGCAAAUUUGGCUGGCAGACCUUCACUGAUGCAGUCAUCAAGACCGUUAGUGACAAAUGUCAAGGAGUUGUCUUUAUGCUGUGGGGCAAUUUUGCCCAUAAGAAAGAAAAGCUAGUAGACUCAAGUAAACACUCUGUGUUGAAGUUUGCCCAUCCCUCUCCUCUAAGCUUUGGUAAAUUCAAGGACUGCAAAUGCUUUUCUCAAGUUAAUUCCUCUCUGGCAGCUUAUGGAAAAGAGGAGAUUGACUGGACAUUGUAAUACUGUCCUCAGAGAAAUUCGCGCGCGCAACCCCCAAGUUGCGCACACAACUUUUGGCCUCAGCGCAACUUUUGCCAUUUUCGUGAAUUCGCGAAUUUUAGGCAAUUUUCUGCAAAAGUUGGAAAAAUAAUCAUUUAAUUUAGGUAAAAA
Messenger RNA from Aplysia californica (California sea hare), 2106 nucleotides. Its product is annotated as uracil-DNA glycosylase. NCBI's taxonomy places the organism in Eukaryota, Metazoa, Mollusca, Gastropoda, Aplysiida, Aplysiidae. The transcript is spliced from 5 exons. Gene Ontology annotation, molecular function: uracil DNA N-glycosylase activity. Gene Ontology annotation, biological process: base-excision repair; base-excision repair, AP site formation via deaminated base removal. Gene Ontology annotation, cellular component: nucleus; mitochondrion. The record is from RefSeq and is a predicted model, not a curated record. Bases 1258 to 1956 code for a protein of 232 amino acids.